Messenger RNA from Camellia sinensis, 375 nucleotides. Lineage: Eukaryota; Viridiplantae; Streptophyta; Magnoliopsida; Ericales; Theaceae. The record is from RefSeq and is a predicted model, not a curated record.
GUCAAUAUGAGCCUCUUGUUGCCAUGGGUAAUAUUUCUAGUCAGGACGGUUCUUUUUCUACUUAUCAAGGUCAAUCUCAACCUUCUUCCGACAUGGGUAAUCAUUCGAUACAGGGUGUUUACACUCCACAAGGUCAAUCUCGACCUCCUAUUGCCAUGGGUAAUAUUUCUAGUCAGGAUGGUUCUUAUUCUACUUAUCAAGGUCAAUCUCAACCUUCUUCCGACAUGGGUAAUCAUUCGAUACAGGGUGUUUACACUCCACAAAGUCAAUCUCGACCUCCUUUUGCCAUGGGUAGUAAUUAUGUUGGGGUAAUAUCACAUAUUGUUUGUUUUUGAACAUGAAAAUGCAUUAUGAAUUUUUUUUAAAAUGCAUUGU